AUUUUGUAAAAAAAUUAAAUAAAUAUAAGAAAAGGAUCAAAGCUAGUUGAAAGUUUUAUUGAGCCAAUGAAUCCAACUGUAAAUAAUAAUUCUGUAGUCUUUACAUCGCCUACUAACAAAGGAUAUUCAUUAAGUGACUUUAAUGAUUACGAUUACAAUUAUUAAACAGCAGAAAAAAAAUUUGGAGAACCUAUUUAAGCAGAAUUUACAUCACCUGUUGUUUAAAUUGAUUCUAUUAGCAAGCUAAAUAUUUAAUCAACAUAGUAAGCAGAUAAACCUAGCAUCGAUGUAUUAGCUAAACUGUCUAAAAAUUAUUCAAGUAAUGAUUUAAGAUUGAAUAAUCACCAAUAAAAAGACAAGCAAUAAACUACAUAAGGUGAAAGACUUUUAUCUGAAAAUUCAUCGUUUGUUAGAAAAAGUUUAAACAAUUCAAUAAAUGUCAAUUAGCUAUCACCAAAACUAUCACCAAUGAAAAAUUCUUUAGUUUCCAUGAAGAGCAGUAUAGUAAGUGAGUCAACUUCAACAAAAAAUUAAAAAUAAUCUAUCUAUUUUCCUCAAACAAACAAAUAAGUUGAUAAUUAAAUCGGAGUUCCUAUACAAAUAAUUCCUUCUUAAGUUAAUCACAUUAUUUUAAGUGAAAAUACUAAAAAUUAACAAUCAAAGCAAAUUAUAAUAAAAGAAAACAAAUUGAGAAACAGCAUAACAAAUUUAUCUAACAUCAGCUAAAGUCCUAUUAAUAAAGAUUAUUCAAGUAAAAAUUUUAAUACAGCAGCAACAGCAACAAGCAUCAAUGACAAUAAACUCACCAAAAACACAGAGUAUUCAUUAAAUCAAUAGAUUUUAUAAAUUUAGAGUGGCUAAAAUGCAAUUAAUCAUACUACAAAUAAUGCAAAUAGUAGCUUUAGUUCUAUUUAAUAACAUUUAGGAGAUUUUUUGCACUAAGAUGACUCUCUCAGUGCUCAUAAUUUAAACACUAAUAACUACUAAUAUACAUAAACAUCUGAUAACAGCUUAAACAAAUAUUAAUUCAUGAAAAUCUUUAAUGACUCUAAUGGCAAUAAUUUGCAUGAUCAUAAACAAUUUUUAGAAAUAUAGUAAAAAAUGCUCUUUCUCAUAACUGAAAAUGAAAAAUUAAUUGAAUAUAACGAAAGUCUAAUGAAAGAAAACAAGCUAUUAAAGCAAGGAAGAGAUUCUGCUAUAAAUACUCACCGUUUAGAUGUAGAUGACUAAAAACGAAAGUAUGAUUUAGCAUUAGAAAAUAGAGACAAAGAAAUUCGUUAGUUACGUGAUCAAAUAAUGCGCCAAGAAAUCGAGUACGAAGAACGCAGAAGCGAAUUCAUAGCAAAGGAGAAAUAGUUUUAUGAAAGAGAAUAGAAUUUGUUAAGAAAAAUGACUUUAUAAAACCAAGAAAUAAUAAUUACUAACCAAAAUGUUACAACUUAAUAAAUUCAAAAGAAAGUUAUUGAAGAAGCUAAUUUGCUAGCAUCUGAAGAAAUAAUUAAGCGUUAAGAGAGUAGAAUAAAAGAAUUGGAGGAUAAACUUUUCAGCUUUUAAGAAGAAAAUAGAAAAUUAGUUUAAACUUUAGCUUCUCAUGAUGCAACAGCAAGAGAAUAACUCUCUUAGGCUCAUAGCUAAAGCCUAGAAAAAAUUGAAAAAAUUAUACAAACAUCUAAUCUUGAUAAAAAGCUUUUGGAAGAAUAGCUUAGAAAGGAAAUUUAGAUCAUUUAAUCUGAAAAGAGUAACCUUUAAUUAGAAUUAUCAAACUAGAGAAAUGAAAGCUUGCAAGUUUCUUAAAUGGUGAACAAUGAUAUUCAAAAAUUAGAAAAUGAUAAAUUAUAAGCUAUCUCUAGGAUUAAUGAAAUAGAAUUGAAAUGUGAGAGAUUAAUUGUUGAUGUUUAGUAACUUAACACUCUUUUAGCAGAAAGAUUAGAAUAAAUUAAGUCUUUAGAAGCUAUAAAUAAAGAUUUGGAAGAUAAACUUAAUAGCUAACAGCCUCAAUUAGAGUCCAAUUAAACAGAAAGAUUGUAUCUUACUGAAGAAAAUAAGUUAUUAAAAAUCAAAAUUAAAGAAAUGGAAGAAAGGUAGGUCGAAAUAUUAGAAAACAAAUAUGAAUAAGAAUAACUUGUUGAAAAAUAUUAACAAAUGACAGAAUAAUCAUAAAAAAUGAACUAAGAAUAUCUCUAAAUCAAUGAGACUCACCUUUUAAAAAUUUAAGAGCUUGAAAAAGCUGUUGCAAACUCAACACUACUUUUAGAAAAAUUAGAUUAAAAAGAUCAUUACAUUACUUAAUUAAUAUAAACAAUCGAAUAAGACAAAUUAGUCUAUCAAUCUGAAAACGAGCAAUUAAUUUUAGAAAUCAAGAGAUUAGAAUCUAACCAUUAGUUUGAGAUUGAAUAACUAAAAUAACAGGACGUUAAUUGUUAAAAAAUUCAAGAGUAGGACUAAAUAAUUAGCUAAAUUGAACAAGAAAAAGAAAAUAUGAGAUAAGAAUUUGACCAAAUGAAAUUCUAAUUCGAAAAAAACAUUCAAGAAUUAAACUCUUAAAUAGAUUAAGAGAAAGAAUAAUAUUUUGAAUAGAUUCAAAAUUUGAAGGUUGAAAUAAGCAACAAAAAAGAUAAUUUUGUUAAAUUAUAGGAGUUGGAAGCCUUAAAUGCUUAAUUAUUAGAUUAAUUGGACAUUAAAGAAAAAGCAUUUUAACAAACUUGUAUUAAUUACGAAGAAAGAAUUAAUUAAGAAGUCUAAGCUCAUACAUACUAAAUAAAUAUAACUUUGACAAAUUUAAAAUCAGCAAUGAGAUAGCUAGAAGAAGAAAAUAACGCCAUAAAAUUAGAUUUAGAUGCCCAUAAACGUGAGCUUGAUAGAUAACGUAUUAGAUAUUAAGAUCUAUUAAAUGAAAAAGAGCAAGUAGCUAACUAAUAUGAAAGAUAAAUACAUACUAUUGCUUAAUAGAGUGAAAGAACUAUUCAUAAUCUCAAGAGUGAGAAAGAAAGAGAAAUGCAGUUCUUGUAAAGAGAACACUAAAGAAUGCAAUCCCUUUUGUAAGAAAAGGCAGAAAUAAUAUCUAGAUUACAAUCUUAUUCAGCAAAUUAAUAUGGAUUAAGCAGUAAUACUAAUGCUUAAAGUAGUAAUUAAUAUGUGGAACGCUAUUAAUCAAAGAAUAAUUCUAUUACUACUGGAUUGACUAGUAGCUCCAGCUAAUAGAAUUUAUUGAAAAAAAAUUCAAGUCUUAAUAGUUUACCUUAUUACGAUAGCUAAUAAGAAUAAGACGAAAAUAAUAAUUUAUCUAAUACUGUAAAAAGAUAACCUGGUCAUUACUUACCCCCAUUACCAUAAUAACCAGCUCAAAAUUAAAUUAAUCCUAGAAAUUAGUAUAUUCAACCUUCUAUAUAAAGGUAUUCUUCAGUUCAAAAUAUAAAUUUAUAGUCUUCUGAUAUCCCUAGAUAUGAUAACUCCUUAGUUGAAGAAAAUGAUAUGUUAAAUAAAAUGAUUCUUGAAAGAUGCAGAAAUAUAGUAGAAGGUAAAAUAGUGCCAGAAAAUCAAGGGCCUUAUGCAUCAAAAUAAUAAUACGGAUCAAAUAAGAUAGAUGAUUAUACAAGUCUAAAAUCUAAUUUAGCUUAGUAAGCUGGUUAGGGUUCCUUGUUAAAAGCCUAAAAUAAUGAGAGAAUAUGA
Molecule: messenger RNA, 3669 nt
Organism: Tetrahymena thermophila SB210
Lineage: Eukaryota; Ciliophora; Oligohymenophorea; Hymenostomatida; Tetrahymenidae
Exons: 4
Source: RefSeq, a predicted model, not a curated record